Messenger RNA from Haliotis rufescens (red abalone), 11945 nucleotides. RefSeq names its product pre-mRNA-splicing factor CWC22 homolog. The transcript has 20 exons. Gene Ontology annotation, cellular component: catalytic step 2 spliceosome. Gene Ontology annotation, biological process: mRNA splicing, via spliceosome. Gene Ontology annotation, molecular function: protein binding; RNA binding. The record is from RefSeq and is a predicted model, not a curated record. Lineage: Eukaryota; Metazoa; Mollusca; Gastropoda; Lepetellida; Haliotidae. The coding region runs from base 108 to 5711 and encodes 1867 amino acids.
GAAACACCCCGCUCAUUCGGCGUGAAGAAACGAGACUUCCGGUUAACCUGAAAUAGGAACUCAACGCAAAGAAAUCGUACAAUUUGGAAAGAGAAUUGUUACUUAUUAUGCCGAAAAGACGGGAUGAUUCAGAAAGUGACAAUUCCUCAGAUGAGGAAACUAAGAAAGCCAAAUCUGCUGCAUCUGCAACAGAAGAUAGUUCUGAUGACUCCGAAUCUGGUUCCAACAGCAGCUCCUCUGACUCUGAUGAAGAAUCCAGCACAGAUUCCUCUCCUCGGGUUAAAGCCUCUAAAAACAGAGAUGUUAGAGCAGAAUUUCCUGAAAGGAAGAAAUCCCAAAAAAGUUCUGAUGAUAGCCAUGCUGAAAAUAGCUCUAGAAGAUCUACAGGCUCCCACGAUCGUCAAAAUAGAUCGAGCAGAAAUAUGAGUGACAGGUCUGUAAGUAGCAGAAGUCCAGAUCCAAGCAGAAGGCAAAAAAAUGUCUCUCGAAGUCCAGCUGCUUCUCAGGAAAGACUCUCUGACAGGUCAUCCUCAGAUCGUAGACCUGACAGACCAUCCUCUGAUCGUAGGCCCGAUCGAUCAUCCUCAGAUCGUAGAUCUGACAGACCAUCCUCAGACCGAAGACCAGACAGACCGUCCUCAGACCACAGAUCUGAUAGACCGUCCUCAGAUCGCAGACCUGACAGACCAUCCUCAGACCGCAGACCUGAAAGAGAUAGACAAGGGUAUAGAGAAGAGAAAAUGCCAAGUCCAGUCUCUGAUUUACGUCCAAGGACAAGUAAAAGGGAAGAGAACAGAAGUCCAGGUUCGGAUGGACAAAAGAGGGACCUUUCACCAUGUCAGUCAAGGGAGAAACUGUCUGAAAGAUCAAGGUCAAAGAUAGGAGAUAAUUUGGAGAGUCCAAGGAGUAGUCGUCAGCGGAGCAGUGUUUCACCCAAACCAAGAAAAUCUCCAAGGAAAUCUCCUCAGAGGUCAUCCCAUUCAGAGCAGAAGCCUGAUCGAGGUAGAAGACAUGAUGGUUCCAGUGAUGACAGAUCCAGUCCAAGAGCAGAGCGUGAACAGCAUAAAUCCACAAAGUCAAAGGAAUCUUUGGAAAAAAACAGGGGUUCCCAUUCUCGCAAGAAACGACAUCACAGUAGUUCUAGUGAGGAGGAGAAAAGCACGAGUGAAGGAAAGAAGCAUCCUGAAGAGAAGGGCAAACGGGUUAAGCGACCAAGGGAAGACAGUAAAGAGAAGAGGGGUAAGGAGGAGUCUGAUUCAUCUUCAUCCUCCUCUUCCUCUGAUGACUCUGAUUCCAGUAGCAGUGAUGAGUCAGGGAAGGAUAGCUCCCCCAGCAAGACUCGCCCUCACGAGAGUGACCGAGAGAGUGGCGAAGUCCGCACAACGGAUGAGGAAAGUGAUGUAGGAAAGAGUGGCAAGAGAUCCAAGACGUCUGUGCAGAAAUCAGAUGGUAAUGAAAAGGAUGAGGAGAGAGUGACCUUGGUGCAGCUCGAGGAUGACAAUGAUGAUGAGUUUGAGAGGGAGGAAGAAGCUCAGCGCCGGGAGGAAGAGGAGAGAAGAAAGGAGAAGGAGAGAAGAGAGCGGGAAAAGGCUGAAGCCAGGGAAAAGAAGGAGAAAGAGAAGAAGGAGCUGGUGGCAAGGGAGAGGAAGGAACAGGAAGAAAGAGAUGAGGAGAAGAAAAGGAAGGAACAGGCAGAGGAAGAACCUCGGAAGAGAAAACAAAGAGAUGAAGACAGUGAUGAAGGGAGUAGGGAAAAGGAACGAAGGUCAGAGAAGAAGAGGAGCAAAGAUGAGAAAGACAGGAGUCAGAGGAAGAGUGAGAAGAGUUUGGAUAAUAGAAAUGGCAGUUCAGAGCGAGAAAGACGAGGGGAGAGGAAUCGUGAUAGGAGUCGGAGUACUGAGAAAGAAAGAGUGGAGAAGAUGAAAAAUGACAGAAGUGUAAGCAGGGAGAAGGAAAGGAGAGAAGAGAAGACCAGAACUUCUAGAAGCAGAAGUAAUGAGAAAGAAACAAGAGCAGAGAAAAAGAGGAAUGACAAAGAGAUUGAAAGAAAAGUUGAGAAAACUGGAGGAGACAUAAGAGGAAGCCCUGACAGGGAAAGAAAAUCUGAAAAAUCUACAGAUGACAAGCGCAACAGCAAAGAGAGGGAAAGAAAAGUGGAGAAAAGAAAAGGUGAUAGAAGUGGGAGCAGUGAGAUUGAAAGAAGAGAGGAGAAAAGAAGAGGAGAUAGAAGUGGGAGCAGUGAGAUAGAAAGAAAAGAAGAGACAAGAGGAGAUGGAAGUGGGAGCAGUGAGAUAGAAAGAAAAGUGGAGAAAAGAAGAGGAGAUAGAAGUGGGAGCAGUGAGAUAGAAAGAAGAGAGGAGAAAAGAGGAGAUGGAAAUGGAAGCAGUGAGAUAGAAAGAAGAGAGGAGAAAAGAGAUGGAAAUGGAAGCAGUGAGAUAGAAAGAAGAGAGGAGAAAAGAAAAGGUGGUAAAGGUGGCAGCAGUGAGAUAGAAAGAAGAGAGGAGAAAAGAAGAGACAGAAGUCGGAGCAGUGAGAUAGAAAGAAAAGUGGAGAAAGGAACGGUUGAAAAGGAGUCUGAUGAAAGCAGAACCCAUCAUGACAGGGCAGACCGAAGAGAAGACAGAGAGAAGAGACAGGAAGAUAAGAGGGAGAGAGAGAAAGAGGAAGAAAUGAGUGAGAGUUCAGAUGAUAGUUCUGAUAGUUCCAGCAGUGACAGCAGCGACAGCGAUGACAGUGAGGAAGAUAUGCCAAAGAGAAGGAGUGAAAUUGCUGUUAGGGCUGUUAACAGGGACAAAAGUCGAGAUGAAGAUAGAAGAAUGGAACAACAGAAGACUGAAUCCGAGGACGAAGAAAGAGAAUCUGAGAGGAGGGACAAACAUCGGAGGAGACAGGACAGAAGUGAGCGUGACAGAAGGCCUGACCGAAACGAGAAUGGGGAUAUGAGACGUGGUGGCAGUCGCGAGAAUGACAGAAGGAAUGAGAGAAAAUAUGAUAGGGGAGAGAGAGAUGGUAGUGGGGACAGGGAUCGGAGAGAUCAAAGAGGUGGGAAGAUGAGGAGAGAUGACAGGCGAGAUGGUAGGUGGAAUGACAGAAGAGAUGACCGUGGCUGGAGGAACGAAGAAAGGGAUGAACGACAGAUGGACAGACGGAGGGGCGAUGGAGAGGUGGAUCGUUGGAGAAGGAACGACCGUGAUGGGGAUCGAUGGAAUGAUGAUCGAGGUGAUAGACGAGGGAUGAACGACAGAAGAAUGGAGAGGAGGGAUAGAAAUGGCGAGGAUAAAGAAAACGAUAGCGACUCUCGCAAGAGGAGAGUGGGGGAAGCAGACCCCAUGGCCGCUGGUGGCGGUGAUGGGGAGCCAGUCGCUAAGAAGGCCAAGGCUGCUGCUACCGGCAAGGCUGUGUUGACAGGGAGAACAGGCGGUGCCUACAUCCCACCUGCCAAACUACGCAUGAUGCAAGCACAGAUAACCGACAAGAGCAGUGUGGAGUACCAGCGUAUAUCCUGGGAGGCUCUGAAGAAGAGUAUCAACGGUCUCAUCAACAAAGUCAACGUCUCAAACAUCAUCUUGAUCGUCAAGGAGCUGUUUCAGGAGAAUAUUGUCAGAGGAAGAGGUCUCCUGGCCAGAUCAGUCAUUCAAGCACAGACCCUGUCGCCAACCUUCACCCAUGUCUACGCUGCUCUAGUUGCCAUCAUCAACACUAAAUUUCCUCAAAAUGGUGAGCUGAUUCUGCGCAGGCUGAUUCUGCUGUUUAAGAAGGGAUUCCGGAGAAAUGACAAGACUGUGUGCCUGUCUUCUACACGCUUCAUAGCUCACCUGGUCAAUCAGCAAGUGGCCCAUGAAGUGAUAGCCCUGGAGAUCCUCACCCUGCUCAUGGAGAACCCGACAGACGACUCUGUGGAAGUGGCCAUUGGCUUCCUCAAAGAAUGUGGACAGAAGCUGACGGAGGUCUCUCCCCGAGGAAUCAAUGCAAUAUUUGAGCGCCUGCGUAACAUUUUGCACGAAGGCAUGAUUGACACUCGGGUCCAGUACAUGGUGGAGGUCAUGUUUGCCAUCAGGAAAGAUGGCUUCAAGGAUCAUGUUGCUGUGGUGGAUGACCUUGACCUUGUGGAGGAGGUGGAUCAGUUCACACAUCUCAUCACCCUGGAAGAUGCUGUCCAGUCAGAGGACCUCCUGAAUGUGUUCCGAGCCGAUCCAGACUAUUUGGAAAAUGAAGACAAGUACAAAUCUCUCAAGAGAGAGAUCCUUGAAGAGUGCAGCUCCGACGAAGGGGAGAGUGGAUCUGGGUCCAGCAGUGAGGAAGACAGUGAUGAAGAUGAGGAAGAUGAGGAAGCCAAACAGAUAAUCAUUGACAACACUGAGACCAACCUGGUGGCCUUGCGCCGGACAAUCUACCUGACCAUCCAGUCAAGUCUGGACUUCGAGGAGUGUGCCCACAAGUUGCUCCGCAUGGAGAUGAAGCCAGGACAAGAAGUGGAACUGUGCAACAUGAUUCUUGAUUGCUGCGCCCAGCUGAGAACAUAUGAAAAGUUCUUUGGUCUGCUAGCACAGCGUUUCUGUCAACUGGACAAGAAGUAUGUUGAGCCAUUCCAGACUACGUUUAUAGAACAGUACGAGACCAUUCACCGGCUGGAGACAAACAAACUGAGGAAUGUUGCCAAAUUCUUUGGCCAUCUUCUAUACAGUGACGCCAUCAGCUGGGGGGUGUUGGUGUGUGUGAAGCUGAAUGAGGACGACACGACAUCAGCCAGCAGGAUCUUCAUCAAGAUCUUGUUCCAGGAAUUAUCGGAAUACAUGGGCUUGCCAAGGCUCAAUGAUCGUCUGAAAGACGUAACACUUCAAGAAUAUUUCGAAGGAAUCAUGCCGCGGGAUAAUCCCAAGAACACGCGUUUUGCUAUAAACUUUUUUACAACAAUCGGUCUUGGAGGACUAACGGAUGACCUUCGUGACCACCUGAAGACAAUGACCAAACAGCUGAUGCAGCAGCAACAGCAACAGCAGCAGGAGGCAGAGUCGUCAUCUGACUCAUCAGAUAGUGAUAGUUCUGACAGUGACAGCUCCUCUUCCAGCAACAGCUCUGACUCAGACUCCGAGAGCAGCUCGUCUGAGUCAGAGCCAGAGACAAAGAGGAAGAAGAAGAGCAAACCAGCAGCCAAGGCCAAGCGCAGCAGCAAAGAGGAAAACUCCGACCAAGACAACGGAAGACACAGACAAGAAUAUGCCAAUGGAGACUACAGUCGUUCCAGCAAUAGAGAGAACAGGAAGAAGAAAAGGAAGAAUGAAGAGGAGGAAGAAGACAUGGACUACGACAGAACCGAGAAGGGAAGACUCCGAAAUGACAAUUACCGACAAGUGCGUGAUGACGAAAUGUACACCGAUUCCUGGGAUAGACGGACUCGUGAUAAUCGAGUGUCUGACAGUAGACGUGAUACUGAAAACAGACGAGAUAGAAAUCGAGAACCUAUCGAUCGAAAUCAUCGUCCUGACAAUCAGUUUGACGAAAGGACAGACCGUAGAAAUGAUAAAAGACUUAGGUCGCCUGUUAAGGAAAUGCGCCGAGACAGACAGAAUGACGGACGCUUUGAUGGACAGGAGGACAGGCGCAAGUUGAAACAAAAACAACGAACAUCUGAUCGCGAUAGAAGUGAUCGUGAGUUUGAUAAAGAUGUUGGUAGGGACCGUGAUCAUGAAAGAAAUAGGCGAAGGCACUGAGUUUGAUUUUCCUUGAUUAUCACGACUAUGGUGUGUUCACAGGCUGUCUUGACAUGUGCCCCAGCUGUCAUUCCAUGUUGCAUGCAGCUGGUACAAGGUACAAGUGCUUUGUUGAUUGCUUGAAAUAAAUCAUUCUAUGUGUAUGUAGGAAUAUAUAUGAAAGUGAUUUCUUACCGUGAGGGAGGGAAGAUUGACCACCAAGGCAUCUUGUUUGAUUACUUCCGUUUGUGCCGAUCACGGAUGAUAAUGUGUGAUUUUAAUUUUGCUGAGGUAAAUCUCAGCUUGUAUUAAGGAAGUGCUCAAGUCUGCGAUCGUGGGUUGCAGGAGAGCGAAUGUUGACAGUGUCCUGAAGCCACAUGGGUAGGGAUGGAAGGGCUGGUAUCCCCAUCAUGUGCUCACACCAAAAAAUAAUCAGGUUUCCCCCCUGAAAUGUUCCCUUGGAAUCAUGAACAAUAAAAAUACCAUCCAUCAGACAAAAGUGAUGAUUGUUUGUGCACUUUGUUGAACAUUUAGAAUAUAUUUUUUCCUGGAUGUUUUUCUUUUUAGUAUCUUGCAUUUUAUUUUACAUGUAUGAACCAUCAGGGUGCAUUUGUUACUCAUUUUCAUCUCAUGCGAUGGAGUUUGUACACAUCAUGUACAAAAGUCAGAUUUAUUCAGGGGUUUAUACUUUUGAAAACUCAACUGUGAUUUUGGGUCCAACCAUUAGAUAUUGUUGGUGUUUGGGUCUUGGGAUUUCAAAAGAAGAAAAUUUAUAAAAAUAAAUAAAUAAUUGUGCACUGGACAUGCUAGAUGUUCUUCAAAAAUAGUUUGGCUUCUCCUUUCUGAGUUCCCAGUGAAGAAGUGACCAACACGAUACUCUGUCUUUACAGCCCCCCCCUCCGCCCCAAAAUAUUAAGUGGUUGUGAUGAAGAUAAUGUUGGAAAUAUAUAGUAAGUCCUAUGUAAUUGUCAUCUGAGGAGUUUCUCUACAUGGUUGAUACUGUGCAGUAAGACAGUUGAGAACCUCACUCAUGUUGGAACAUGUUACCAUCUACUGUACCUCUUGUCAUUCAUUGAAUUAGACAUGUUGAUAUUUUUGAGAUCAUGAAAUUGUUCAUUGACAUACAACAAAAGUGGUGUGACUUAUCCAUACCAUAAACAGUUUGAUUAUAUCUAAGGUUUGUUAGACUGAAAAAUGAUUUUUCAACCCCUGGCUUUUAAAAGAUUUAACCACUCUUAGGUUUUGAUCACAUUUUGGUUCCUGGCAGGAUGCACUAUUGUUACAAUCUGAACAGACUUAAAGUUUAUAUAUCCAAGGAUGACAGUUCAAGUUUUCCUUAGUUAUGGUGUGUUUUUUAGUACUUUAGAUCAGUGGUCCCAGUAUGGCGUUCCCAGGCUAGUGUUCCCAGACUGCUGUACAAAGACAGGUGUUCCCAGCAUGGUGUUCCCAGCAUGGUGUUCCCAGAAUAAUGUUCCUACUAGAAUGGUGUUCACAGCUUGGUGUUCACAGCUCGGUGUACACAGCUAAGUGUAUACAGACUGGCGUUCGCAGCAUGGUGUACACAGAAUGGUGUUCCUAACAUGGUGUUCCCGGCAUGGUGUUCCCAGCAUGGUUUUUCAAGAAUGGUGUUUCCAGACUUGUGUUCCCAGCUUGGUGUACACAGAAUGGUGUUCCCACCAUGAUGUUCCCGGCAUGGUGUUCCCAGCUUGGUUUUUCCAGACUUGUGUUCCCAGCUUGGUGUUCCCAGCAUGGUGUACACAGAAUGGUGUCCACAGACUGGCGUUCACAGCUUCUCAGAACACCUAAGACUAAUCAAGACAUCUUUUCUAAUGAAUUCAGUGUAGACGAUUACUAAUCAGUGAAAGUAAUUAAGUUGAAAUGAAACAGUCCCAAAUUCUGCAUUAAACCCAAGUCACUCACAAAUGAACAAACAAAUUUAUUUCACAUGUCAAGCCUCCUAUCUCCAUCCGGGGGCACGGGUGGCCCAGUCGUCUAAGGCAUCGCGAUUUGAUGUGCAGAGUUGCAUCCCUUGGGCACACCAGAAACCUAUGAUUGUGGGUUCAAAUCCCCUUUCCCCCCGAUAAUGUUUCUAGGUUUGUCAGCACCAUACCCAUGCUAGUGGGUUUCACCAAAGUGGUAAAUGUCUGAGACCUGUAUCACGUCAGGCUUUUCUCCCACGUUAAGCUGACACGCCGUGAUAUAACUGGAAUAAGGUAAAAAGCGGCGUUAAACCCAACUCACUCAUUCAGUCAUCACUCACUCCUAUCUCCAUCCACCUGAGGGGAUUCCAGGUUAGAACGGGUCUCCAGCAAGCUAUUCUGGUCUUCCAGGCGACUUGAUGGAUUGGAUUGUUUGUGGAUGGUAUGGAUUAUUGCUCAUAAUAUCAAUCACUGGAUUGUCUGGUCCAAACUCUUAUUUACAGGCAGCCAUCAUAUAGCUGGAACAUUGCUGAGUGCAGCGUUAAAUAACAAACACACACACUCAUACCUUAAUCGUUCAGUAGAUUCCUGGGCAGUUCUGAAUGCCUACUCAAUGGAUAAGAAGAUGCCACUUUUCAAUCUUACAGAUUAUUUUCAGAUAACAAAUUGUUAAGUGUUCAUUUAAAUUUGUAAUCAGUACUGGUAGUUAUGGUUACUACAUCUAUCGAUAAAUUGAAGCAAUGUCGUGCCAUCAGGUCAUGGACAGUGUAUUGUUUGUUGAAUCAGUUGUUAGAUGUGCACUGUAGGAAACAACACUGUGUCCUGUGGGUAUCAGGACUGUAUUUAGGUAUAACAUUAACUUGUACCUCAACAUUAUACUGAAGCAGGGUUCGUACAGGCUUGCAAAAGGCCUUGAAUUUUAACAUCCCUCAUGAAAUUCCCUGAUUUUUAGUGUCUAACUUGAAAAGCCUGAAAAUCACCAAAAUAGCUUGAAACUCCCUGAAUUUGUAAAAUGGCAUACUUUAUUUAUAAAAGUAUUAAAACACAUGAAAAUAAUAGUUAUGAACCAAGGUUGUUUAAGUGUAAUAAGAUUUGACACUGUGCCUAAGACCUUGAAGAAUUCAUGACAGACUUAAUUUAUUUAUUUCCUGGUAGUGAAAAUCAAUCUUGUUUGAAAUUUGUGAUGUUCACGCUGCUUUUUAAGUCUUACGAUGAAUAUAUGGUAUGCUGGAUUUAAUAACAAUAUUGACAGUUAAACUCACUCACUCACUCACUGAUCAGUGGCAUGGUGUAUGUGAUAAUAAAUUGUACGCAGAUCCAGAAGGGAUGCAUGGGGUGCACUCGCCUCUUUGAAGCAUGGUAACAUUUAUACAAUCAGGGAGUUUUAAUAUGAUCGUGUUUACUAAAGGUAAGCUUACAGAAACAUUGUGACAAACAGGCUUGCUGACUUGGUUGAUGCAUGUCAUUGUAUCCUAUUUGCGUAGAUUUAUGCUCAUGAUGUCUGUCACUAUAUUGUCGGGUCCUGUAUGGUUACAGAUCACUGUAGUAUAGCUGGAAUAUUGUUGAAUGUGGGAUUAAAUAACAUACUUACAUUUGGUGAUUUUUUUUCAUCAACAUUACACAAGAAUGCAAAUUGCUAUGUCCCAAAAUAGCACCUCUUUUAAGAAAAAGCUGUAUCAGCUCUUGUAAAUAAGCAAGUUGUAGAGGUGCUGACAACCGUGAGAUGUAUAUUCCUGAAAAUGUGAUAUUUAGGCAUUAAGUCACAACUUUUCUCAGCAUGUCUUAGUGACUACUGAUCAUUCUGACUAUAUUCAGGUCAGUGCUAUGAAGUUUCUUGGUAAUUUUGUUUUAAGAUAAUGGUGUGAUGACAAUUGAAAACAAGUAAGGACAUUGUUAAUCAUGACCGUGAUAUUUUGUUAAGCAAUUCUUUAUUCUUUAUAUCCCUUAUUUCAGACAGUUUGGUGUAAUUUACUAUCACAAUUACUGGACUUUGUCAGAGUGAGUGAGGAAAUAGAGCUUUGCAAAUGUUCAGCAACAUUUCAGCAAUAUCUUGGUGUAAGUUAUCAAAGCUUGACAAGUCAGUGAUGUGUGGGGGCACUGUUGUGUGUGCCCUUACUGUGCCUGUAGGGGUUCUGGGGGAAAAUUAGAUAAAUACAGCAAGCUUAGAGAAAGUUACAGAAUGGUGUUUGCCCCGAGACUAAAGUGCUCCUUCACUGAUGCACCUGUAGGGGUUCUGGGGGAAAAUUAGAUAAUAACAGCCAGCUAAGAGAAAGUUACAGAAUGGUGUUUGCCCUGAGACUUUGGCAAGAGACAUGACAUUCAUUCACUAGGGUCUGAUGAUCUGGAAUUCAGAGUAGGUUAUUUUAUACAUUGCUCAUUGACAUUCUAAGGUAGAAAUGUUGUAAAACAUGAAUUUCAACCCAACAGAAACUUUACUAAAGGAUGUUUUCAGUCUGUAACCUCAUGAACAAUGGAUGAUGUCAUAGUGCAUUGUUUACUGAAACAAUGUGACUGUCACUUCAACUGACCAAUCAGCAUUGAGACAGACUUUAAAUAUAUCCGAAAGUUAUUGUCCUCUGUUAUGAGUAGUAUUAGGCUGAUUGUAUGUCUUUGUACCAGACUGUGGCAUUGUUUGGUUACUGCCUAUUGUCUACUGAUAUGGUGUACAUCUAUUGCUCAAAAAUUGUCAAUUCGGAUGUGAUAUGUUAUAUGUCACAAUACAUGGGUAAUCGUACAAUGUGUUUCAUGAUACAUGGGUUACCAUACAAUUCCCCACAUGGCUCUGGUUAGAAGGUAUGGAUGACCAGUAGUUGGUGUCUGUGCAGAGUUGAGGCCCUUGUUCAUACGGGAAUCCUAUCAUCUUGGGGUUUGAAUUCCAUCAGUGACAAAUAUUUUCUAGGUUUGUGAGCGCUUUUCCCAUGCUUGUGGGUUUCACUAGAUUGGCAAACCUAGAAGACCUGCAUCUGGCCCUCAAUUGUCAAACAGACAUGCCAUGAUAAGACUGAAGUACUGUUCAAAGUUAAACUCACUCAUCCUGCCUAGGUCUUCAGCAACCCAUGCUUGAAGUAAGAGGCGACUAUGCUUGUCGUAAAAGGCUACUAACGGGAUCCGUUGGUCAGGCUUGCUGACUUGGUUGAUGCAUGUCAUCAUAUCCCAAUUGCGUAGAUUGAUACUCAUGAUGUCAAUCACUGGAUUGUCUGGUCCAGACUCAAUAAUUACGGAAUAUUGCGGAGAGAAGCACUAAACAACAAACAAACAAACAAACACUCAUCAUGGUCCUGAUCAAAUUCCUUUACAACCCAUAGUGAAAUUGCUGUCAUUUUUCUGACUAAAGUAUGAGAUACCAAUCUGUUCUAUGUUAGUCAUGAAAUUAUGUUAGACAUGAAGUAAAUAGUCACUAUUUUGACCCCUGAUUAACUCAUGAUUGACUUGUUUGUGUUCAGACUGAAAAGAAUCAGUGAAUCAAUGUGUGUGCCCAUUGAUGCAGGCUGCAAUGGUUGCACAUCUGACAUUGUAGCCUGGAGAAAAUAGGAGGGAUGUAGUAUAUGUGUUAAACUUGCAGACACUAUGACCACGUGACAGUGAAUCCUAUUAGUGCUAUAGAUGUUGAUAAAAUGGGGACUAUCACCAUCAUUACCAUGUCAAUAGUGUCUUAUGUGAAUCGAAACUUUGUUUCCAUGUAUUUAGAGUACAAACAUGGCAACUUUUGAAAUGCACCAAACAACCUGGCUGGGACUGCAGAGUAGUGUCCCUUUAUUGUAGUUAUUUAUGUUUUUUUCAUUUGUUGUAAACAUUUGUCUGGCAAAUUAUUUUUACUAUAAACUGGUAUUUUCUAUUUCAUAAAAAAAACUAUUGGAGAACAUGAUGUAUAUUUUUCAUAUUUUUUUUAAGAGAAAAGUUUUGGUUCAGUCUUUGAAAAUAUAUAUACAUAUAUAUAAUAUUUUGGGAGGACUGUAUGCAUAAUGUAAUUUCAGUUGUAUGCUUUUCUGCUGAUUUUCAUAUUAUUCAUAUUUAGGGCCCCAAAUGUGUCUUGUACAUUUCACCCAUAUCAUCUUUUGUUCACUUUUCUUAAAAUCAUUUGCACUCCUGAAGUGUUUGAAUUAACAAAGGCCCAGGUUGAAAAUAUGACUUCAUGUGAAUAUUGAUUUUUGAAUAUAUUUUGAUUUGAUGACCUUGUAUUGACAGCCUGUGAACACUUAAAUUUCUGUGAGUAUUUGUUUGAAAUGAAUGAGACAAUUAUUCAGUGGGAAUGUGAGGGAUUUGAUCAUUUUGUAUGUAACCUGCGCCUUUACUCAAAGCAUUCUGUGAGUGUUGACAAUAAAUUGUCAGAUUUGUA